This is a messenger RNA of Theobroma cacao (cacao), 5538 nucleotides long. The record is from RefSeq and is a predicted model, not a curated record. Lineage: Eukaryota; Viridiplantae; Streptophyta; Magnoliopsida; Malvales; Malvaceae.
GUUUUGUCACAGUAAAAUCGUUUUCAUCUCCUUAGAUUCAGAGAUCGUAAAAGGCACGCGGUGCGGUUUUCUUGACCGAUCACCUAAGCAAAUGGUUCUCAUGUUUUUCAUCUGGUCAUAACUUUAAACCGAGUAAAAUUUCCCUAUCAAGGUUUUUGACGUGUGACAUCUGCUACAUUGGCAGCAGAAUAACUUUUUAAAGUUCUCCGGUAUUGGUUUCUGCAGGUUUUAAAGUCUAACUUGUAGUCCUGAUCUCGUAGGCAAAACCAAGGCCACCAUUUGAAUCUUCUUUUUUCUGAAUUCUACUCAUAUUUUAGUAUCUACUUCUUCUAAGAAGUCUGCCAUUAAUCUCUGCAUUUUGUUAGAGACUGUGAUAUGGAAACUAAUAGUAACAAGAACCCAGUUUCUUUCUUUCUUGCUUCAUUCAUCUUUCUUCUAUACUUUCUUCCUCAGUUUUGCCAUGCGGUUGACAGAAUCACGCCAGGCCAAACGAUAAGGGAUGGCGACACGUUGGUAUCCAGGGCUGAGAUUUUUGAACUGGGAUUCUUCAAUCCUGAAAACUCAACAUUCAUAUUUGUCGGGAUAUGGUACAGGAUUGAUGUGAAAGCAGUCGUAUGGGUUGCAAAUAGAGACAGACCAAUAUCUGGCAGAAGUGGAGUUUUGAGGAUCGGAGUUGAUGGUAACUUGGUUGUUCUGGAUGGAAACAACAAUUUAGUUUGGUCCUCUAAUGUUUCAGGCUUAUCAAACAACACUACAGCAGUUCUCUGGGAUACGGGAAAUUUUGUUCUAUCGAGCAAUGAAAGUGUUGAUGAUACCCACUGGGAGAGCUUCGACAAUCCAACUGAUACAUUUCUGCCUGGAAUGAGAGUUCCAGUGAAUUCUGCAAUCGGAGAGUACCCUGCUUUCCAUGCAUGGAAAUCAGCCAGUGAUCCUUCUCCAGGAAACUACAGUAUGGGUGUUGAUCCUCAUGGAGGACCACAGAUAGUAAUAUGGGAUCACGGGAGAAGGCGAUGGAGAAGUGGACAGUGGAAUGGAGUGAUUUUUACAGGUGUCCCCAAUAUGAGUAGUAUUGCUAGUUUUUUGUAUGGCUUUAAGCUUUCUCAGCUUGAUGAAAAUAGGACCCAGUAUUUUACAUAUUAUCCACCGAAUCCUUCUAAUUUAUUGAGAUUUCGGAUAGGCUGGGAGGGAAGGGAGCAGCAGUUGAUGUGGGAUGAUGGCGAGAAGAAAUGGAAAGUUCUGCAACAACAGCCUGACCUUGCAAAUCAAUGUGAACUUUAUAAUCAUUGUGGGAAUUAUGCGACCUGUGACAACUUAAAUUCUCCAAAGUGCAACUGCUUAAAAGGGUUUAGACCAAAGCUUCAAGAUCAGUGGAAUAGAGGGAAUUGGUCAGGUGGGUGUGAACGGAGGACCGAACUGCAGUGCCAGAGGACUAAUGGUGCAGCAGGGGAAAACGGUAAACCAGAUGGCUUUAAGGGAUUGAAGUGCACGAAGUUACCCGAUUUGGCAAACUUAACGCUAUCCGCGGGGAACUCAGAGGCGUGUAGAACAAGCUGCUUGGGAAAUUGUUCAUGUAGGGCGUAUGCAUUUAUUUCUGGGAUUGGAUGCAUGACAUGGACAGUAGACUUGAUUGAUCUUCAGCAUUUCGACCAAAGUGGAAGUUUACAGUUCUUCCUGCGUCUCCAUCAUUCUGAAUUAGAUGGCAGGAGGAAAAUAUCCAUCCUUGUGAUUAUUAUAAUUACUGUGCUGGGGGCAUGCUUCUUGGUGGUGUCUCUAUGGCUACUAUGGAGAUACAGGAAUAAACUGAAAGGUUUGCCUGCAGUUUCAUCAAUGCCAUGUUGCAAGAACGAUGAUGUAGCAGUUUUUGAUGUGUCCAAGAGCAAAGAAUUUUCAGCAGAUCUUUCAGGACCAUCUGACAUCCUUAUAGAUGGGAAUCAAAUUAAUGGGCCAGAAUUACCAAUGUUUAGCUUUAGUUGUGUGGCAACUGCAACAGAGAACUUUUGUGUAGCAAACAAACUUGGGCAGGGGGGAUUUGGUGAUGUAUUCAAGGGAGAGCUUCCUGGAGGUCAAGAAAUAGCUGUAAAGAGGCUUUCAGGACAUUCCGGCCAAGGCUUAGAGGAGUUCAAAAAUGAGAUUAUCCUGAUUGCUAAACUGCAGCACAGAAAUCUUGUUAGACUCUUGGGCUGCUCCAUUCAAGGGGAAGAGAAGAUGCUGAUUUACGAGUACAUGCCCAAUAAAAGUUUGGACAACUUUCUUUUUGAUGAAGCCAAGCAAGCCCAGCUAGACUGGAGAACCCGCCUCAGCAUUAUUGAAGGCAUUGCAAGAGGACUCCUUUACCUCCAUCGAGAUUCAAGACUUAGAAUAAUUCAUAGAGACUUAAAGACUAGCAACAUUUUGUUGGAUGCAGAAAUGAAUCCAAAGAUCUCAGACUUUGGCAUGGCCAGAAUAUUUGGGGGUAACCAAAAUGAAGCAAAUACAGUUCGAGUAGUUGGCACAUAUGGAUAUAUGUCUCCUGAAUAUGCAAUGGAAGGACUAUUUUCAGUGAAGUCAGAUGUGUACAGCUUUGGGGUAUUAUUGCUUGAAAUUGUUAGUGGCCGGAGGAAUACUAGCGUUCGUUCAUCCCAACACACAAGUCUUAUCGGAUAUGCAUGGCAUCUUUGGAGUGAAGACAAAGCAAUGGAUCUCGUUGACCCUUCGAUUCAGGAUUCAUGCUCUCCAACUGAAGUGCUGAAAUGCAUACACAUAGGCAUGCUGUGUGUGCAGGAUAAUGCAAUGCACAGACCAACAAUGGCAGCCGUGGUGCUAAUGCUUGAGAGUGAAACUCCAACGCUUCCCAUGCCUAGACAACCCACAUACACUUCCAUGAGGAGUUCUAUAGAUGCAGAAUUCACUAUGGAUGGUCAAGAAAUUGUAUCUUCAAAUGAUGUCACGGUGACAAUGGUAGUUGGAAGAAUGAGCAGUUUCUAUGUCUGUGUUUUUUCCUUUUCUCUUUUACUCAAAUUGCUUUUCGUCAAGUUUUGCACCGCCAUAGAUGUGUUAACCCCAUCUCAAGCACUCUUACAGGGACAAACUCUAACCUCCCCUGGCAACGUCUUUGAGCUCGGCUUUGUGAGUUUUAAUAACUCUAGCCUUUAUUACGUAGGAAUUUGGCACAAGAAUAUUGUCCCUCGCAGAGUUUUAUGGGUGGCCAACAGAGAGAAGCCCCUCACUGACUCAUUGUCCUCAAGUCUAAUGAUAGCAGGUGAUGGAAAUCUGAAGCUCAUGAAUGGCAUGCAAGACAUUGUCUGGUCAACCAAGGUUCCUAUCCAAUCAAAUAAUUCGGUUGCGGUGCUUUUGGAUAGUGGGAAUUUUGUUCUGAAGGAUAACUCAUCGGGACAGAUCUUAUGGGAGAGCUUUAGCCAUCCUGGUGAUACUAUUUGGACCGGUAUGAUGAUAGGGAUGAAUGUUAAAACCGGUGAGAAACGAUUCCUGAUUUCCUCGAAAAGUAAGGACGACCCAUCGCCUGGUAGUUUUGUUGGUGGAACUGGAGCACAGAGUAGUCCGAUAAUAGAAGCUUUUAUUUGGAGUGGAACCCGACCGUAUUUGAGAAGUGGGCAAUGGAAUGGGAUAAAGUUCCUAGGGAUGCCACAUAUGUCUGCAGUAUAUACUAAUGGAAUUAGCAUUGUAUCGGAUAGUCAAGAGGGUAGUCAGUAUGUUGCUCUCAAUUUUUUCAACACCUCUCUCAUUAAAGUCGUGUUCCUUUCACCAGAAGGAUAUCUGCAGCUAAUUAUUUGGGAUGAAGGAGAGAAAGAAUGGAGAGUUCAAUUACAGGAACCGGAGAGCCAAUGUGACAUUUACGGAGCUUGCGGUCCUAAUGGAAUUUGUAAUAAAGAUAAGUCUCCAAUUUGUAGGUGUUUGGAAGGGUUUGAACCAAGCUCAAGUGAAGAGUGGAGCAGAGGGAACUGGACGAAUGGAUGUGUAAGACGAGUUGAACUUAAUUGUGACAAGAACAUAAGCUUAUUAGCCUCAAGCCGGAAUAAAACUGAUGGAUUUUUGAAAUUGAGUGGGCUGAAACUGCCAGCUCAUUCCCAGUAUCUGAAAUUUGAAGUGGAUACAGAAGCUUGCAAAUUCUCGUGCUCGAACAACUGCUCUUGCGUGGCAUUUGCGUCUGUGACAGGAAUCGGGUGUAUGCUUUGGACUGAAGAUCUUAUGGAUGUUCAGGCCUUCUCAUCUACAGGAGAGGAUCUCUUCGUUCGUGUUGCACAUGCAGAACUAGGUAAGGAGAAGCACAAAUCGAAGGUAAUCUUCCCUGUUGCAGCUAGUUGUACUUUGAUCGUCUUGAGUACAUUAUUAGUGUAUGGUUUCUUCAGGUAUAGAGCUAACCACAAAGGGGAAAGCAGAGAAGCUUUGCAUGAAUCUGAUUCUGCUGAUGCAACUAACCCUUUGAGAGACACUCGAAAAGGAAUAGCAGGGAGCAACAUCAUAAAACAAAAAGAUUCGUUGAUAUUUGAUUUCAACCACGUAGUUGUUGCUACCGACAACUUUAGCCUAACGAACAAGCUUGGCGAAGGGGGAUUUGGACCUGUUUAUAAGGGAAAGCUGCAGAAUGGAAAGGAAAUAGCCGUGAAGAGACUUUCUAGUCACUCAGGACAGGGCAUGGAGGAAUUCAAGAACGAGAUUGUGUUUAUUUCCAAACUCCAACAUAGGAAUCUUGUUAAGCUUUUGGGUUGCUGUGUUGAAGGGGAGGAAAAACUGUUGAUCUAUGAGUACAUGCCGAACAAGAGCCUGGACACAUUUCUCUUUGAUCCAACAAGAAAAACACAGCUAGUUUGGGCUAAGCGCUUCAGCAUUAUUCAGGGUAUUGCCAGAGGGCUUGUUUAUCUCCAUCGUGAUUCCUUUCUAAGGGUCAUUCACCGUGAUCUGAAGGCUAGCAAUGUUCUUUUGGAUGAAGACAUGAACCCAAAAAUUUCAGACUUCGGAUUGGCUAGAACUUUCCAAAAGACUCAAGAGCUAGCAAAUACUCGCAGAGUAGUGGGAACAUUGGGCUAUAUGUCUCCUGAGUACGUCAUAGGAGGGAGGUUUUCAGAGAAAUCUGACGUCUUCAGCUUCGGGGUCUUGCUACUCGAGAUUGUCAGCGGCGAGAAAAAUUCAGGCUUCCAGAAUGAUGAACACCAAAACCUUCUUGGUUAUGCUUGGCGGUUGUGGUGUGAAGGUAGAGUGCUUAACUUGGUUGAUCAAGCCUUAGGGGACUCAUUCUGCAAUGUAGAAGUAAUGCGAUGCAUACACGUUGGGCUUCUCUGCGUCCAGGAAAAUCCUGCAGACAGGCCUAGCACGCCAGCCGUGAUUCUCCAGCUUACCAGUGGAACGAGCCUUCCACAACCAAAGCAACCUGCAUUUGCUUUUGACAAUUCACGGUACUCCUCUCAUAGAUCAAAUUCUAAUAGCUAUAUAGGCUCCGUGAACGAGGUCACAUUGUCAGCGACUGAAGGUCGAUAAUUGAUGAUGAACGGAUUGUUUCUAUUUUUCUUUUUAUUUACAGAAUUAGCAACUCCUAUUUUAAAA